Messenger RNA from Pollicipes pollicipes, 924 nucleotides. Its product is annotated as homeobox protein Mohawk. The transcript has 7 exons. The record is from RefSeq and is a predicted model, not a curated record. Bases 1 to 924 code for a protein of 307 amino acids. Gene Ontology annotation, cellular component: nucleus. Gene Ontology annotation, molecular function: DNA-binding transcription factor activity, RNA polymerase II-specific; RNA polymerase II cis-regulatory region sequence-specific DNA binding. NCBI's taxonomy places the organism in Eukaryota, Metazoa, Arthropoda, Thecostraca, Pollicipedomorpha, Pollicipedidae. Gene Ontology annotation, biological process: regulation of transcription by RNA polymerase II; cell development; muscle organ development.
AUGGGUGGACGCUUUAUGGCCCCGCGUCCGGCCCUGAUGGAUCACGUGACGGUCACGUGGCCUGGCGUCCCUGAGCCCGUGUCGGGCGUGGCGACGAAGCGGCCCGCUUCGCCGGAGGUCGACGGGCUGGCGAAGCGGGCCCGCCUGGUGGCGCCGCCGCCGCAGGAGAGUGCGCUCUUCUACUGGCGCUGCUUCGCUGAGGAGCGCAGUCGCGCCUACAACCACACGUUCGGCAGCGGGCUGGCGGGGCCCGACUUCAGCGACAUCCGGCGGCAGGCCGGCGGCGAGCCGCGUCGCGAGCCCGCCAAACAGCGCCGCGACAGGUCAAGGCAGAACAGCGGCAAGGUGCGGAAGAAGCGGACUGCUAUCCAGGCUAUGGUGCGCCCACUGAAGCAGUGGCUGGUCCGUCACAGGCACAACCCCUACCCCAGCAGGGAGGAGAAGCUACAGCUGGGCGAGACCUCCGGCAUGAACCUGGGCCAGGUGUCCACGUGGUUCGCCAACGCGCGGCGUCGCCUCAAGCAGGUGGUGAGCGGCGAGCUGCUGCCCUGGCAGGAGCGGGUCCGCCUCUACAACUCCUGCGUCAAGGGCAACGCCGAGCUCCUCUCGCUGUCCUCCGAGGACUCGGUCUGGAACGACCAAGCCGGCAAAGAUGACCUAGGCGGGACCGACACCGGGGCAGCAGACAGCCAGGAGUGCCCCGCCGCCGACGCGGCCCUCGAGCUGACCGCCACCGUCGCCGGCGACGCGACGCCCAGCUCCGGCUCGCCCAAGUACAAGAAGAAGAUGCUGCUACGCUACCUCAGCGACACGGAGCGCUACGCCGCAGCCGCCGACGUGGCGCUACAGCCGCCGCCGACUGUCUGGGAGUGCUGGUCGGCGCCUGCCGACGGCCGGCCCGCCGCUUACCUGCCGCUGAUGUGA